Molecule: messenger RNA, 438 nt
Organism: Hypoxylon trugodes
Lineage: Eukaryota; Fungi; Ascomycota; Sordariomycetes; Xylariales; Hypoxylaceae
Exons: 3
Coding region: 1-438 (145 amino acids)
Source: RefSeq, a predicted model, not a curated record
AUGCGCGUUCUCAUUGCGGCGUCCCUCUUGCAGUGGGCUACCUUCGGAAGCUCUGCAUUUAUUGAUCCUCAGUUGUAUAGAUCACUCGACGCAAAGAAAUGGCACUUGGGAUUUCAUAAUGAUACAGACUACUCGCUUGCAAUGUCUCUUGAUCUUGACCUAUGCCUCGGGAAUUAUGCUGGGGCCCUAACUUCUGUCAAAGACGGCGGAUUUUCACCUUCUUGCAUGUGUAGCGUAUCGGAUGACUUCUACCAGCUCCUUUGUGUAUGUGGUAAAGGUGACGACAAUGGAAAUAGCGUCAAACAGAUCAAUAUUAUCUAUAGAGACCCCGAAAAUGGUAAUUUAGGUUAUGUGGGAGGGGUCACCUCUGCCCCUGACGGCACGGCUCAAUGCUAUGGUUACAAUAGUACCAAGCCAACGAUAGAAUUGAGGCACUGA